Molecule: messenger RNA, 207 nt
Organism: Penicillium longicatenatum
Lineage: Eukaryota; Fungi; Ascomycota; Eurotiomycetes; Eurotiales; Aspergillaceae
Exons: 1
Coding region: 1-207 (68 amino acids)
Source: RefSeq, a predicted model, not a curated record
AUGCACCUCUGCUCUCUCAUGCCGUUCCAUAUCCAUCCAGAUGCCCAGCCUUCUUUGGCUGUUCUAAUUUUUGCAAUUGGUGCAAUGCGUCUGUUGGAAGUAAUGGGUCUGCUGAGUAUCAGCAUGGAUGAAUGUGCUGCAAAUCAUGCGGGUGGUUUGGAGCGGUUGAAGGAGAUGGGCCAAGCUGCGUGGCGCUUCGAGGGGUAG